AUGUCCUCGCCCCAGAAGCUCCGCGUCGGCGUCAUUGGCGCCGGCGAAGUCGCCCAAGUCAUCCACCUCCCCGCCCUCGCCCUCCUCUCGCACCUCUACACCGUCACCGCCAUCUGCGACAUCUCGGCCACGACGGCGGCGCACUGCGCGGCCAAGUUCCACAUCGCGCAGCACACGACGUCGCCCGACGCCGUCUUCGCGUCGCCCGACGUGGACGUCGUCUUCGUGCUGACGGGCGACGAGUUCCACGCCGAGUACUGCGUGCGCGCGCUGCGGGCGGGCAAGCGCGUCUUCAUCGAGAAGCCGCUGACGCUGUCGCUGGCCGCGGCGCAGCGCAUCGUCGACGCGGACAAGAAGGGCGGGAACGUCUUUGUCGGGUAUAUGCGGAGGUACGCGCCGAGCUUCGUGCAGACUUUCCGCCGUGAGGUCGAGCAGCUGGGCGAAAUAUUGUAUGCGCGCGUGCGCGACUUCAGCGGGCCGAACAAGACGUUUGUGGACCAGAGCGGGACGUUCCAGCUGAAAGGGUACACGGCGGAUAUUCCACCGGAAGCGGGGAAGGAGCGCGAGAGGUUGAUGGCGCAGUUGCUGGAAGAGGCGUUUCCUGGUAAGGGCGUCAAGGUGGGCGACGAGCGCUACAGCAUGUGCCGCUUCCUCGGCAGCUUGGGCAGCCACGACAUCUCGCUCAUGCGCGAGGUGCUGGGCUUCCCGGAGAGGGUCGACGGCGUGAGCGCGAACCACCCGUUCUAUUCGGCGAUUCUGGCGUAUAAGAAUAAGGCGGAGUUGGGAGGCAAGCCGUUCGCCGUCACGUAUGAGAGCGGGAUUGAUGGCGUGCCGGAUUUUGACGCGCAUUUGGCGGUGUAUGGCAAGAACAAGCGCGUGGAGAUCAAGUACGAUUCGCCAUAUGUGAAGGGCUUGCCGAUCAAGGUCAAGACGGUGGGGGUGAACGAGCAUGGCGAGAUUGAGAGUAAGGAGGUGUUGGCGAGCUAUGAAGAUGCGUACACGGCAGAACUGCAGGAGAUGCACAAGUGCUUUACCGAAGGUGCACCUAUCAAGACGACGCCGGAGGAUGCUAUGGAUGACUUGAGGUUGUUUGACAUGAUUUACCGGAAGUAUGAUGAGUCGCUGAAGGCGUAG
Molecule: messenger RNA, 1134 nt
Organism: Lasiodiplodia theobromae
Lineage: Eukaryota; Fungi; Ascomycota; Dothideomycetes; Botryosphaeriales; Botryosphaeriaceae
Product: Myo-inositol 2-dehydrogenase
Exons: 2
Coding region: 1-1134 (377 amino acids)
Biological process (GO): NADPH regeneration
Cellular component (GO): cytoplasm
Molecular function (GO): oxidoreductase activity; nucleotide binding
Source: RefSeq, a predicted model, not a curated record